CUCGGAUUUCGAGUCUUCGAGGCAACGAGCAGAUCAUGACGUGGGUUACCUGUUUGCUAAGGUAUGGAGAGGAAAUUAGCAAGGUAUAAAGAAGUAUAAAAACCACGUCGUAACCAUGAGUGAAAGUGAAGGAAGGAGCAUACUCAGGGUCAUGUCCUUUUUGGCAUUAGCCGGUGUGGCCAAUGGAAUGCUAGGGCUCCACUCACACAUGCACUGGCUCGUUGAUUUGAUGGAGUCCAUCAUUGACAACCCACUAGCGACUGCCGGGGAUGUGGACAGCUACGUGAACGAGCUCCGUGGCCUGGCAGACGUGCAGAUCGCAAAGCAUUUCUCAGCCUCGGCCCAGCGAUAUAAGAGAGACCUAGAUAUGACGUCGGCCAACGUGACGGGAAUAAAGGAUUUUGCAUUCAACAUGUCGAAUCCUUCAGCGUUCAAUUCCUCUCGGUUCGAUGGCGUCACGGCUUCACAAAUAUUCCGAACCCAAGACAAAGACUACUGGUUGUUAGGUUAUUCCGGUAACGCGUCGCAAGUGUUAAUGGAGAGAACAAGAACUGGAAAUGUCCUUUCACUCGUGGCAGAAUUCACAUUGUCUGUGGUGUAUGCAAAGCUGGAUAGGAUGUCGUGUGCCACAACGAACGGAACAGCCUGGAUCGUUAUGGGUUCAACACAGAACAACCUGCUGUCCAUCGUUUCCGUGAAUCUCACCUCAGGGGCUGUGAAGAAGACGCAGGUCCUCACAUGCGGGGCUGUUGUGGGGGCGCUGCACAUGUUCGAAGUCAGAGGGCGUGUUUACUUGGUGCUUGGGGCUAACGGCAUGGUGAAUGACGUACCCGCGGAAUCUAGACUUUACAAGCUGUUGGGUCAGCAUUUCGACCACGAUGAUCACGUCCGCUUCGAAACGAGCAUGGUUCGUGACGUCACUGGGUUUCGCUACAGAGAACGAAAGUAUUACCUUGUUCUCGGGUCGGUCCAUUCUGAAGGUACACGGGUGUACGAGUUCGACAUCCAGUCAGAAGAAGUGAAGUUAGUCCAGUUGUUGCAUGGAUCGGCGGUAUAUGGUCUGCUACACUAUGAAGAAAAGCAAGAGUUGCAGCAUUACAUCGUAAUGCUGAGUACAGCAACGUCGCCAAAGAUAUAUCGGUGGCUGAACAACCACCUCCUGUUGUGGCAGAUGUUACCCGCAGAUUCUACGAUUCAAGAAGGCGGCAGUGUUCAAGCCAUUUCUUUAAGUUUUGUAGAAAGUGUUCUCGUCCUUACCAAUGGCGGCAAGAUCACAAUGUACAGGGAUGACAAGCAUGCACGGAUGGUCCCCACGUUCGACACUGAAGUCGCCUGCUCUGCCAUCGGUGACCUGUCUAUCAUAAAAGUAAAUGAGGAAUAUGUGAUGGUUUUUAUUUGCAAGAACCUUUCGGGCGGCACAACGAUGAUGUUUCGAUCUGUUAUGGUGGAACAGAUAGAGCUAGAAAAAGGAAUUCCAGAAAUCAUUCACGACUGCAUCCAGGAAGUGAAGAAAGGACUCGAGGACAGAAGACCAAUCAUAUCGGAUUUUAAGGACAUCCUAGCAAACAAUCGACUAUUGACUACAGACACUACGCAGAUGUGGACAGGACCUGUAUCGUUCCUCGGAGGACUGACUGUGAACGGCACGACUUCGAUCCUUCACACAGUCCAUAUUACGAAGGAAGACGCAAAACCGAACCAGGAAACUUUCGACGAAUUUGUCUCUGAAGCUUUACAUCUGAAGGAUGAAGUGAAAGCACUACAUUCAAACACGUCGGAAAUCCUGUAUCACACGAAGGACCAAGUUAUCAAAGGUCCCGUAACGGCCCACUCGAUCACUGCCCAUCUCUUCGAAUCGAAUUCAUCAAAGAUAACACAAUUGAAUGGCGUGCCGCUACUGGGCAUCAAAGACAUAUACUUCAUAGAUGGGCAGGACCAGAAUGCGAGUUCCACCUUCUUCCACACAAUGAAGGUCGAAGAAUUUGUCACGAGAGGCCCGUCGUCCUCAUCCACCGUCAAUGGCCUCUUUACAAAUCAGUAUAUGCGCAAGAGUUUGAUUUCACAAGUAGUGUCAGGGCGACACACGUACAUGAACCUGGUGACAGGGAACAUCUGUGGUUUGGGUGGCGUAGGCUCACCACUGAUGGUCAAUGCAAUAAACACCUCAUCUAUAGUUAUGAGAGGCAGUAACGUUACGUUUGCUGAUAAAAAGACAUUCCAGAGCUUCACUGUUCGGCAUUUGAACAUAUCGCUGAUUAAUGAUGUUAAUCUCUCAAGUUUGGCCGAUAGACUUGUUUACAAAAACCUCUACAAGACCCAUGUUUUGGCUGGAAACUAUACUCUGGACGUUGUAAGGGUAUCGGGCAAUGUUGACGUGGCAACAAUCAACAACGUGGACAUGAUGGAACUCUACCAGUCUGUCGUAAAGUCCUCAGGGGAUUUCGCAUUAUCAGGCGACAUAAUAUACCAAACGGACCUCCGUGUUUCGGGAAGCGCCAAUACCCCGAAAGUAAAUGGUAUUGAAUGGGAAGACAUUGUGUGUGUUCCCUUCAGUGACGUUAUAACUGGUCACUAUCACUUUACAAACGCUACUGUGAAAACGGCCAUCAUCAGUAAUGACAUCAAUGGAAUCGACAUUAGUAAAGAUGCUGUACUCCUUGAUACUGAUCAAGAUAUCCAAGCUCGCAUUACGUUCCUUGACGACGUAUCUGUGACGAGCAGUGAAGGAGUAUUAAUGACACCAGCCGCCACCAUCAACUCUAUUGACCCACGGGAUUUGAUACGCGAUUCCAUGGGUACUCUUGUUAUAGAGACUGGUUUUAACUUCACAUCUCCUCUCUUGGUGUCAGGCAACGUGACCGUGCAGAUGAUUAAUGGGUUGCUGAUGGAUGGCAUUGAGAACCGCUUUUGGAGGAAGCGUUUGGAUCAGCAGGUCCCUUCGUCUCCGACCAUUGACUCAGUCGUUUUCAAAGGUCCUGUCACUGGUGAGAGUAUCAAUGGCCAUCAAAUGGAAGAUUAUCUAAAUGUGAUGGACCAGCAGAUGAUCAACGGGACAUACGUGUUUCAGGCAUUAGUGACAGUUGAUGGUAAUCUCGGUUUUCUCGAAGGUGGCACUGUGGAUGGGGUAGACGUCUCUGCACUGAAAGAUAACGUAGUUCAUUUACAGGGAGAUCAGAUCAUAGAUGGGCUGACGACCAUUUCCAAGCUGAGAAUUGAUCAUGAUUUGAAAGUCAGUGGGAAACUCAAUGGAUGGAAUGUGGCGUCAGAUCUGAUGAGGCUCGAUGAAUCGUUCCCACACAUUGGCAAUCUGACUUUCACGAACAAAACGACAGCCACUUCCGUCAAGAUGACGAACUCGGACUUACUUGUGAAGAGCCUUAACGGAAUGGUCGUGGAGGACGCGGCUGCUGACAUAGUGUUGUCGAAUGAGGAUGCCACCAUUAACGGGUCAUUGAUGUUCAAGGGGAACGUCUUGGCCAAUCAUAUUGACGUGAAUGGCACAAUUGAUGGGGUUGACCUGGAAGACCUUGCCAGACGCAGCCUCAAGAAGGUUUCUGGAAAACGUCAAUUGCUGACAGCGAGUAUCAUAGUCGAUGGAGGGGUUUCCUUUAUGUCUUCUUUGGAGUUACAAAUAGUUAAUAAGAAGCCGUGGACAGACCACCUGAUGAAGGUUAUACCACUGACCUAUGACGGAGUUAUCAGUGGCAAGAAGACGUUCGAAAAAAACGUCUCUAUUCUAGGCGAUUUCAACCCGACUGUCCUUAAUGGAAUUAACAUGUCUCGCCUCGUCUCCAGGAUCCUUACUACCAAUACUGAACAGACAAUUAGCAGCCAGUAUUUUUUUGAAGGCGAUAUCCAAGCGAGGAAUGUGAACGCGCCGAGGAUAGAUGGCGUGGAUGUCGGGGCACUGGCGCUAGUGGACGAGGACGGGGGCGUGCCUCUGGAUCUCCUCUUUAGAGAGCACGUCGCUUUCUUGGACAGUGUGACAUCCACGACUGGUUUUCUUGAUGACUGCCAUAUCCUCGGGCUAAAUAGCUUAGUCAUCUAUUUCGGCCCAAAUCGCACCCUUGAGCUCAACGGAACGACGACCCUGACUGGGUUGCAAGUGAUAAGGGAUGUCGUCGCGAAGGGCAACGUCACUGCAGGACCCAAAGCCAUGGACGUCUUCUAUUUCCUGGAAACUUUAGUUGGAAUUCACGGAGCACAGGACAUAAGCGGAAAAACCGUAUUCACAAACGACAUGUGGAUGUCCAACUUCAGCGGCUCCAUUUUGAAUGGAAUCGACAUAACCGAACUCUACACCACAACUGUUUUAAGCAAUCGGGAUGAGAUUAUUAACUGUGACGUCAAGUUCAACAGGAAUUUAAAGGUCAACAAAACCGUCGUAACUUCUGAUCUCUCUGGUUUAGAUGAAGAUGGUAUUCUGAUCGAUAAUUUGAACGUGACGGAGGUGAGCGAAAAGGCUGUGUUGACGAGUGGAGGUCUUUAUCAUAUUUUCGGCAGAAAGACGUUUUCCAACUUAACUGCUACUGCAUUAAGUGUAGAAGAUUCAAUAGGGAAUGUGCCAGUCGAAAAUUUUGUGGUGGUCUCCCGGCAUGACAGACCUAUAAGAAACCUUGUAUUUAAUGCACCCAUCACCAUUACCGAUCUUCAGGUAAAUGGACUUAUAGAUGGAGUGAAUUUGGAAAACUUGCUUGCAAGCCGGAUCACCCUCAGUGACAAUGGAACCAUCUCAAGAUCACUGGCAUUUGAAGCUGUGAAAGUAGAAGGUGACCUAACGGUGAACAAAAUCAACGAUAUUUAUCUUUCAAAUAUUGUGCUAAAAUCCGGAAGAGAACAGCAAGACAUACUUGGUCGAAAAACUUUGAAUGGAGGUCUGGUUGUCAAUGGAAGUAUGGGAGGCACAGAGAUCAAUGGGAUCGACAUACUCGAACUAAAUCGACUGGUUGUCCGAAAGGAUCGGAACGCAACAUUGGGAAAUGCUAUGACAUUCAGGAAACCCAUAGAAGCCAAAGUAUCAAUUGGGGUACUAGGAGCGGUCAAUGGCUUCAAACUUUCUGAUCUGGAAUACGAUAUGUCUGCUCUUGGGCAGCAAGUUGUGAACCAGAGUGCCAAACUUCAGGAUUUGUACAUGCAACUUGCAAACGCUCACACUGAUAACUUACAACUCUCUUGCGGCCUUUAUCAAACGAUGGCAUUUGGGGAAGAACUCGUAAAUAUGGAAGUAAAAAUCGCUGGAAAAAUGACAUUUGGUCUCCUGGGAGAAAACCUUCCCGUCUUGGCUUUAAGAAAUUGUCAUCUUCAUUGCAAUUGCAGCAUGGAAACUGCAAUUUACAAAGUAGGUGAACAUGGAGGCUUGCAGCUUGACAUUGUAGUCAAAGACAGAGCACUGUUUCUCUUCCAAACUGAUGGUUAUAGUGGAACGCAGCUUGUUUACCAAUGUACGAAUCAAGGUGGAACAAGCAUCUUUAGCUUUCUGGGUAAAGACACAAAAAUUCUUUCAGCUCCCUCUCUGGGUUUUAUAUCUAACGUCAAAUCAUUUACUGUGGAACAAGAUGGAAUCAACAAGACCUAUAUAGUAACUACAGGAACAGAUCUAACAUAUAUGAGUUAUGGCAUUGUAAGUUCCGUAAUUAAUGUUUUGAGACUAGACGAGAAUCAACUUACUAGGGUAUGGUCAACCCAUACUAGGGCCAAGAUCUCUUCACUGGACAUCGCAAAAAUUUUUGGAGUGUGGUGCAUGUUGGUAGCGAAUAUUGCGCAGGUUGAUGAUAAAAUCGACCCAUACACAGCACCUACGCAUUUGUACAAAUGGAACAAAGACGAGUUUGUACUAGUGAAAGAAUACUUUGGUGAACAUGUGACUUCUGCCAUUUUCCUUCGGCCUCGGGUUCCCAGAAACGUGAACUUUUUCUCGGUGGCCCAAUUAAAGGCUGCCAGUACACCUCUUGCUGAAGUAUUCGUGUACAAAUUGCAAGACCUUGAGAAUGCCCAUGGCUUUACACCUUACGCGAGGCUGAAAUCGUACGGUGUGGUCGCCCAACAGCACAUGUUCGUGGGAGACGACCUCUACCUAAUGGCAUUGUCUGAUUACUCGAAGACCCUCGAUGUUUAUGAAUACGUCCCUUCAGAGGGUUUCCGACUGUUCCAGCAACUCCGUGUGUGCGAGAAACCCCUUGAUCUGAAGAGCAUCAAAGCCGGUGACGAAGAGAUGAUGCUGGUAUCGUGUGCAGAGCCGUACAAGUUGAUUAGUUUUCGGUUCAAUGUCAAAGGGGAUGUCAUAUACGUAGAGUUAGUUUUAAUGUUUUAGAUGAAAGAAAUAUUAGAAGAAAUUCUUAAUAUUGUAAAUUACAUAGAUGUUUUACUGGAUAUUUUAUCAAUAUACAUUAAUUCUGCUA
Molecule: messenger RNA, 6398 nt
Organism: Penaeus monodon (black tiger shrimp)
Lineage: Eukaryota; Metazoa; Arthropoda; Malacostraca; Decapoda; Penaeidae
Exons: 41
Coding region: 116-6310 (2064 amino acids)
Cellular component (GO): cell surface
Molecular function (GO): heparin binding
Source: RefSeq, a predicted model, not a curated record